Molecule: messenger RNA, 1040 nt
Organism: Boeremia exigua
Lineage: Eukaryota; Fungi; Ascomycota; Dothideomycetes; Pleosporales; Didymellaceae
Product: Snf7-domain-containing protein
Exons: 3
Coding region: 188-829 (213 amino acids)
Biological process (GO): late endosome to vacuole transport via multivesicular body sorting pathway; vesicle budding from membrane
Cellular component (GO): multivesicular body; ESCRT III complex
Source: RefSeq, a predicted model, not a curated record
GUUCCGGACUUCGUCAAGGUUCACAGUCCACAAAUAUUUUGCGAGCCUCGGACCAGGGUCCCAAUCGAUAGCGUUAGCGCGGACUAGCGCGUCGGCCCAUCUCCGGCGUCGGCUACGCAUACGUCAAGUCAAUCAAGGCAGGCACGCAGGUGACAUACACUGAUGCGCUGAUGGAAACACUGCCAGCAUGGGGAACUCAAGUAGCUCGAACAAGAUCUCUGCCCAGGACAAGGCGAUCCUGGACAUGAAGAACCAGCGCGAUAAGCUGCGACAGUACCAGAAGCGCAUCACUGUGCUGACGAAUCGUGAGAAGGCGAUCGCAAAAGAGUGCUUAGCCAAGGGCGACACAAAUAGAGCCAAGUUGGCGCUUAGGCGGAAGAAAUACCAGGAAGGACUGAUUCAGAAGACGGAUGCACAGCUGGCGCAGUUGGAGGUGCUUACAAGUGACGUCGAGUUCGCACUUGUACAAAAGGAUGUGUUGUUUGGCCUGCAACAAGGUACUGCGGUGCUCAAGGAAAUCCAUAAAGAGAUGGGUGGUAUAGAGAAUGUGGAGAAGCUGCUGGGGGAGAACGCUGAGGCGAGGGCAUAUCAAGAGGAAAUCAGCGAGCUCCUCGCCAACAAGAUGUCGAACCAAGACGAGGACGAAGUCGAAGACGAGCUCGAGGCUCUCGAACAAGAGGUCAACGGCGUCGUUUUGCCCGACGCCCCUGUCCAGCAACCGGAGUUCACGCCAGAAGAGAGGGCACAAAUAGCGAGAGACAGGGCGCAGAGACGAGCCAGGGAACGUGCCGCUGAGUUGGAACAGAGGGCAGAGCCCAUGCUGGCAUAGUCAUUAUCGGGGACAUACGUGCAUUGAGCGAGGCGUUGGUGGCAUUUUGAGUACAGCGAUAAGUGUUGGAGUUCACAUACAGCAUGAUAGACGUCAAAUCAUUUGGUUGAAAGGUGCACGUGCUCGAUUCGUGUCUCUUGAGGCUCGAUUUGCAGUGGCGGUCAUGUCUUGCAUUGCCGUCAUUCCUCACCAUUCCUUUGUAGUCACAAGU